Molecule: messenger RNA, 1552 nt
Organism: Lathyrus oleraceus (garden pea)
Lineage: Eukaryota; Viridiplantae; Streptophyta; Magnoliopsida; Fabales; Fabaceae
Product: UDP-glycosyltransferase 83A1
Exons: 2
Coding region: 103-1449 (448 amino acids)
Molecular function (GO): quercetin 3-O-glucosyltransferase activity; quercetin 7-O-glucosyltransferase activity
Source: RefSeq, a predicted model, not a curated record
UGAGAUUCCUUAAAUAAAACAUUGAUAUUGCUAUAUUUUCCUAUCUGACAAUCACUCCAUUUUCCCUACAAUCUUCUACUUUCAUCAAAUUUUCAAUCAAAAAUGGGUAUCCCUCACUUUCUUGCUAUUCCAUACCCAAUUCCAGGUCAUGUGAACCCCCUUAUGCAAUUAUCUCAUCUCCUCUCCAAACAUGGCUGCAAGAUCACUUUCCUCAACACAGACUACAUCCACAAAAGAACCAACAACAAUAUUUCCAUUUCUGACAAAAACAACCUUAAAAAUGAACCAACAACAAUAAACUUUGUGACACUUCCAGAUGGUUUGGAACCUGAAGAUGAUAGAAGUGACCACAAGAAGGUUAUUUUCUCAAUAAAAAGAAACAUGCCUUUGAUGCUUCCAAAGGUGAUAGAAGAAGUGAAUGAUUUGGAUGUUGAGAAUAAGAUUUCUUGUAUUAUUGCUACUUUUAAUAUGGGAUGGGCUUUGGAAGUUGGGGUCAAUUUGGGAAUUAAAGGUGUUCUUCUUUGGACUGCUUCUGCUACUUCUUUGGCUUGUUGUUAUAGAAUUCCUCAACUCAUUCAUAAUGGAACUAUUGAUUCUCAAGGAUUUCCAACAAAAGCACAAGAAAUUCAGCUCUCCCCAAAUAUGCCUAUGAUGAACACUACAAACUUUCCAUGGAGAGCCCAUGACAAAAUCUUAUUCGAUCAUAUUGUACAAGAGAUGUCAACCGUAGAGCUAGGACAUUGGUGGCUUUGCAACACAACUCAUAAUCUAGAGCAUGCAACAUUUUCCAUCUCACCAAAGAUUCUAUCAAUUGGUCCAUUAAUGUCAAAUGAAAUCAACAAUAGUUCAUUCUGGCAAGAAGACACAACAUGUUUAGAUUGGCUAGAUCAACAUCCACCUCAAUCCGUCAUAUAUGUUUCCUUCGGUAGUUUGGCGGUUAUGGACCAAAACCAAUUUAAUGAACUCGCUUUAGGACUUGAUCUCGUGAACAAGCCUUUUCUUUGGAUUGUUCGUCCGAGUAAUGACAACAAGGUAAACUAUGUAUAUCCGGAUGAAUUUGUUGGAACUAAAGGGAAGAUUGUUGGUUGGGGACCGCAGAAGAAAAUAUUGAACCAUCCGUCUGUAGCGUGUUUCGUUAGUCAUUGUGGUUGGAAUUCUACUAUAGAAGGUGUUUAUUGCGGUGUACCUUUCUUGUGUUGGCCAUUUUCCGGCGAUCAAUUUGUUAACAAGUCAUAUAUUUGUGAUGUGUGGAAGGUUGGAGUUGAACUAAACAAAGAUGAAAAUGGUUUAACGUCAAGAGAAGAGAUAAAGGAGAAGGUGGAAGAAUUGCUUGGAGAUCAAGGAAUACAAGAAAGAUCCUUGAAGCUUAAGAAAUUGACAUUGGAUAACAUAGUAGAAGAAGGUCACUCUUCAAAGAAUCUCAAAAACUUCAUCAAUUGGGCUAAGUAAUAAUAAUUUAGUAAUUGUGUUGGUUAUUGUUGUAACAUUGGAUUUUGUCUAUGUUUUAUUUCAUUUCUUUUUUAGCAUACACUAGAAGAACAUUUUCAUGACA